AUGGGCUCCAUUGGCGGCGCCACUUUCAACGUCCUCGACGACACCCGUCCCGAGGAUACCUCCAUGCCCGCCUUCAUGGUCUCCACGACCCGCGGCUUUCUGCCCCGCGCCGACCCCGUCGUCACCCUGCCUAAGGAGUUUGAGGCGCUCGAGUCCAUCCUGCAGCGCAUGCCCGUCAAGACGCUCUCCGGCGAGCCCGGCCUGCUGGCCGAGUCCAAGCUCGGCCCCGAGGUCGACUCCAGCUUCCCGGACCUGACCGACGCCAUGGACCUGUACAAGGACAACCUGCCCGUCAUGAACGCACUCUACCGCGACUACUCCUUCCUCGCCUCGGCCUACCUCCUUGAGCCCUGCCACGAGCGCUUCGUCCGCGGUGAGGAGUACGGCCUCGGCCGCCAGGUCCUGCCCAAGCAAAUCUCCCACCCCAUCGCCCGCUGCGCCGAGAUCUGCGGCUUCCAGCCCUUCAUGGAGUACGCCGGCUCGUACGCGCUCUUCAACUACCGCCUCGAGGACCCCAGCAAGGGCCUCGAGUACGACAACCUGCGGCUGAUCCGCGCCUUCGAGCACGGCCUGCACCACGACUCCUCCGAGGCCGGCUUCGUGCUCGUGCACAUCGACAUGGUGCGCAACUCGGGCCCGCUCGUCGCCGGCGUCAUGAAGUCCUUCGACGCCGCCGCCCAGACCGCCGCCGGCGGCGACCCCGUCGCGCUCCGCCGCGGCCUCAACACCGGCCUCGAGGACAUCCUCGGCGCCAUGCAAAAGAUCAACGCCGUCAUGGAGACCAUGUGGGGGAAGUCGCGCCCGACCGAGUACACCAGCUUCCGCACCUUCAUCUUCGGCAUCACCUCGCAGUCCAUGUUCCCCAACGGCGUCGUCUACGAGGGGCUCAACGACGGCAAGCCGCUGUCCUUCCGCGGCGAGAGCGGCGCCAACGACUCCAUGGUGCCCCUGAUGGACAACUUCCUGCAGGUGCCCAUGCCGGAGACCCCGCUGACGGAGAUCCUCAAGGACUUCCGCAAGUACCGCCCCAGCAACCACAAGGCCUUUUUGCUCUUCGCCAAGGAGCGCUCCGAGGAGCUGAACCUGCGCACCUACGCGCUCGGCCUCAAGGGCGCGACGGCGCCGGCGUCGGAGGAGGAGAAGGACCUGCUGCGCGUGUCGCGGAGCCUCUGGCUGCAGAUCCUGAACCAGGUGCGCGACUUCCGCUGGCGUCACUGGUGCUUCGCGCGUGAGUACAUCCUCAAGCGCACAUCGCACCCGACGGCCACGGGCGGCUCGCCGAUCGUCACCUGGUUGCCGAACCAGCUGUUCGCGGUGCUGGACGAGAUGGCGGUCAUCCACAAGACGGGCCACGAGGACGGAAAGGGCCUGGGUGCCGUUGCUGAGGACGUCAUGGAGGCGGCCCUGCGCCAGCGCGAUACUCUCCAGAAGGAGGUUGACAAGUACUGCGCCGAGCGUGGCGUGAAGCGCAGCUAG
Messenger RNA from Cordyceps fumosorosea ARSEF 2679, 1476 nucleotides. RefSeq names its product indoleamine 2,3-dioxygenase family protein. The transcript has 2 exons. Gene Ontology annotation, molecular function: heme binding; metal ion binding. The record is from RefSeq and is a predicted model, not a curated record. Bases 1 to 1476 code for a protein of 491 amino acids. Lineage: Eukaryota; Fungi; Ascomycota; Sordariomycetes; Hypocreales; Cordycipitaceae.